AUGUCUCAGUCCACUGGAUGGGAGUUUAUCUUUAUCACACCAUCAAACACUGAAUCCACUGAAACUACAGGAACUAAAACAAUCAGAUCUGUGCGAGUCUCUGAUGGAGGAGAGUACAAGUGCAGAGCUGGAAGAGGAGACCCUCAGGUUUACACACAAUACAGUAAACCAAUAACAGUGACAGUACAGGAAAGACCAACACCUCUGUUGUCUGUUGACCCUGCUGAUCAUGUAUUCGGAGGAGAAACUGUCAAUCUCACAUGUGUCAUCAAUGGAGGAGGAGUCAGCAGCUGGCAGUACAGCUGGUAUAAAGAUGAUUCAAUCAUCCAGCAGAAUAAACUUCAGUAUUACACAAUCAGAUCUGUUACUGAGUCUGAUGCAGGUAAAUACACCUGUAGAGGAACAGAGAUCAGAGGAUCACGAUCCUCACACAUCAGUAAUGCAGUUACACUGACAGUAUCAGGAUCAAAACCAAAACCUAAACUCACAUCAGAUACUGAAGGAUCUGUACUGACAGGUAGCACAGUGACUCUGAAGUGUCACAUUGAUCAGUCUACUGGAUGGAAGUUUUACUGGUACAACAACACACAAAACACUGAGAAGACGACAACAGAAACAAACUCUUACACAAUCCACAGUGUUAAAGUUUCAGAUGGAGGUCAGUACUGGUGCAGAGCUAGAAGAGAAAAAACAGACUAUUACACAGACUACAGUGAUGGACUGUGGAUAAAUGUUACAGCCGCAGGGUCUUCAUCUAGUGGUCUUAUUGUUGGUCUGUGUCUUGGUCUGAGCAUCGUGUUUUUCAUCUUUUUCUUGGUCCUGCUGUGGUGCUACAAAAACAAAAAACUCUCUCAGUCUCCGUCAGCUUUCAGUCCACAGCAGAACAUCAGUCAGACAUCAGAUCAGAAACAGACUGAAGAUGGUUAUAAUCACCUGCAUACUGGAGAGGCUCAUCUUUAUGACUCUGUUAAUACAACAGACAAUAAAGACACAAGAACAGACAAUGUAAAUGAAUCAGCUGAUCUCACCUAUGCUGAUAUUGAACUGAAACCUAGGAAAGAAAUGAAGAAAAAGAAAGAGAAGAAAGGGAAUAACAGUGAAGGUGGUGAUAUUGUGUACCCUGAACUGAAGAAACCGAGAGAUGAAGAUGUUGCUGGAUCUGUUGAUGUGACUUAUGCUCAGAUUAAAAGAUCAUAGGAGAAAAUGAUACCAAUAUAGUAACUAAUGCUUAAUAUUAUCAAUCCAAACCUUCAUGCUUACUAUUGAUUUUUCUAAUAGCAUAAAGGAGAAUAGGUGCGGUUUAGCACUUAAAAUGGUUUCCCUAUGAUUACAAGCAAGUGAACCAGUUAGCACCAUUUUUUUAAAGAGUGUACAUUAAUAAACUUUUCAGUACAGUACAUACUCAUAAUGGCACAAAUGCCACAGCAAGACUGUUGAUCUCUAAACACUUUGUUUGUCUCUUGAUACUUUUCAACCUAAUGGCCUAAAAGGGUACAUAGUGAUAUACAAAAGUAAUAUUUUUCUGUACACUGUAACAAAUGUCUGUAAAAUAAACAAAUCCUUACUGUAGACAUUUGUGCAGAAUUCCGAAUUAUGUAAAUUAAAUCCUGUGUAAACUCACCAUUUAUAACAUGGGCAUUUCCUAAAAAAAUAUUCAAUUAUCAAAAUUCUGUUUGUUAUCAUUUAUUUAUUUUUAGUUACUGUCAUAAAAUGCCUUCAUUUAUUUUCAAAUAAAAAUAGGGUGCACCAAAGUCCCUUUAGGCAAGUCACGCUACUAGACGGCCAUCUUUGCAACGCCUUAGGGAAGUUAUUUUAAUCAUGCAAGUCUUAUCUACUUUAAUAGGGAAAGACAAAUAUCUCUAAAAUUACAUGCUAAAGUCACAAUAAAACAACAUCUCUCUGACCAACAAUUAAUCCUUGCAUCUACUGUACCAUAACUUUCUUUCUUAAUCUCAAAUUGAGUUAAUUAAACACUUAUUUUGUAGUUUCAGCUUCUGUUAAUGCACACAGGUUGACAAGCACCAGGGUUGCCAGGUUUUAAUAGCAAAACCUGUCCAAUUGCUACUAGCCCAAAACUUGCCCAAUCGAAACUUUAAUCAUUAUUCUCCGAUUAUUCACCAUCAAAAGUCAGGCCCCUAUAGUGUACAGUGAUUAUAAUUACAUUUUAUAUUAACUUACUAUUAUUCUCAUGGAUUUUGUUGCGUAUUUGACAUUUGUUAUCUUGUUUAAUAAAAGACUUAAAGUUUAUAAAAAAUACUGUAUCAUGUUAAAAAUGUGUUAUGCUUAUGUGUUUGUUUUGUGCAAAUUUGUACAGAAUUUGGGAUUUUAAAACUAUUUUGUGUUUACUCCUCAGUUUUUUACUGUAUUUUUAGUAUGUUACAGUUCUUAAGAAUAUUCUCACCAUAUUUAUUUGCAUUAUUAAUUCUCACUUUGCGCUUUCUGUAAAUAAAGAU
Misgurnus anguillicaudatus (oriental weatherfish) is the source of this 2453-nucleotide messenger RNA. The record is from RefSeq and is a predicted model, not a curated record. NCBI's taxonomy places the organism in Eukaryota, Metazoa, Chordata, Actinopteri, Cypriniformes, Cobitidae.